Vespa mandarinia (Asian giant hornet) is the source of this 2362-nucleotide messenger RNA. RefSeq lists its product as uncharacterized. Lineage: Eukaryota; Metazoa; Arthropoda; Insecta; Hymenoptera; Vespidae. The record is from RefSeq and is a predicted model, not a curated record.
UUGUGCGUUUGCCAACCAAUCAAAAAUGAGAAUUAAGUGACGUUCAGUAGAUUCGAGGUGUUUGAUCGUCGCACAAUCAUACUUGGAAUCUCAAUCGAACGUACGAUUCUUUGGUGUUUCAUUACAGGAGCUCGUUGCGCAUUUAAAUACCACUCGAACAGUGGUACGCGCAUCAUAACAAGAAAUAAUAUCUCAAAGAGGGAUAAUUAUAUAUACAAAAUAUGACAUCUAAAGUUCUUAUGAAGCUACCAACGGUACCAUUUUCACAAGGAAAAAAACCAAGCCCACAUGACAUUACUUUAAACGAGAGAAACGAUGGAAUGAUACAAACUAGACAACAAAAUAUGAAUAUAGAUAGAGCAGCUCAAUUGGAGCAAAACAUGAAAUUUCUACAAGAGCAACAUCAAGCGACCUUACUUGCUUUACAUCAAGAAGUUGAAACGUUACGUCAGAGAAACAGAGAUUUGCAAUUUCAAUUAAUUUUUUCAAAGGGAACGACUUGUGUACCUAGCAGUCCUUCUUCACCUGAAGACAAUGGAAAUGGGUUCGCUAAACCAAAGGGUAGCCCAGUAUGCGUGAACGUGACACCACUGCAGGUUGAACUCUUGGAAAAAGAUUUGCAGGAUAUUAAAGCCUCGUUACAAGAUGCAAAAACGCACAACCAGUGCUUAACAGAAAUUAUUGAUCAGCAAAAGAAAAAUUUGGAGGAAUUAGAGAAGCAAAAGAAAAAAAUAGAUGUGACAGAUGUGGGAAUUCAAGUAGGAGGCAAAUCGGAAUCUUCUCAAGAAGAUAUAGUAACACGUUUGGCAGAUGCACAUGCGGUGAUAAAACAAUUGCAUAGGGAAAAUACGGAUCAACGAAAGGAAAUUGCAACAUUAAAGGCAGCAUCGGCAAAUAACGGAGGUACAAGUAGGGGCGGAUGGGCACGUGAUAGUAAUAAUAGUCAUCAUAGUCGUGUAUCAUCUAUAACUGGAAUACAGGAAUCAACAUCUCACAAAUUUCCACCAUUACAGACACAGAGCUACUCGCAUCGCAGAAUUCAAAGCUUUGAUCAUAAUUCUGAUUAUCACAGAAACGGAAGAAAUCGAUAUGACAGACAGGAUCUUCAUACGGACGCUGAAAAUACUGCAUUACCUCAGCUUCAAAAUGGUAGCAUAAAUUCAGAUGCUAUGAUCUUUGAUUCUUGUUAUCGCCGAUAUCAAGCUUAUCUUAAUUAUCAUCGAGAAUAUUAUAGUAAUCGCAAGUAUAGAUGUCAAGGUUCGCAAAGGGAUCGCAGAGAUUCUGAAAAUCGUUAUUACAGACGCGAUUAUAAAGAUAGAAAAUUUAAAGACCAUCAGAGGGGAGAAUGUACAGAUUCUGGAGAAGGUUCGAGAGAUGCGGAUAGCUCUCAUAAUCAAUAAAUAAUAUAUAAAUUGUUUUGAAUCUGGCGGCUUAGCCGCAUCAUAUAUGAGUAGAUAUGUCUUUAAGUUAUUUGCCUUAAAAUAUGUAAAAGCAUCAGGAACUCCAUUAGCAGUAAUAAUAGUUAUAAAUGCCGAGUGAUUAAUGUUUUCUCAUAUAAAUAUUCUCAUCUUGAAUAUUAUUCUGUUCCCUAUGCUUAGAUCACCAUACAUAGCGCAAUGACACAUUAAAGCUAUAUGAUCUCUCGAAUGGAACAAUCUAGUGCAGCAUAAAUCAUUUUAUUCAUUAUAGGCUGCCUUGAAAAAAGUAGAAGUUAUGCCUCAUGAAUUGGUAACGAAGUAAUUAUAAACAGCAAAUAUAGAUAUCAAAAAAAAAAAAAAAAAUGAAAAAAAAAGAAAAAAAAAGAAAAAAAAAGAAAAAAAAAAGAAAAUAAAAAGAAAAAAAAAGAAAAAAGAGAGAAAAGAGAAAAAAGAAAAAAGAAAGAAAAAAAAAACAAAAGAAAGGAAAAGCUACUACAUGUAAUUACAACACUUGAAAAAGUAUGAGGAAGUGGGAAACGAAAGAUAUAAUUAAUCGAAUUUCAUUAUUACUUUUUCUGGCAUCCCUAAGAAGAUUUUAUUCGAUAAAGAAAUGACAAGAGCUUCUACAAGUUAUUCUACAAUUUACAUCACGUUACAUUUACAAGAUCUAAAGAUGCAUAUCUUAAUAUUUUAUUUUAUAUUGAGUGAUAUUAAAAGUAAAAGUGAAUUUUAAAAUAUUAAGUAAUUUUAUGUAGAGUAACUUUUAUUGUAAUUGUUUCAAAAUUGUAUUACAAUUGAAUUGUAAAAUAAUUGGCGGAUGAUAGUUUUUCUUGCACAAUGGAAGGUGUAUCUAUGAAAAAGUUGGAAAAUUCAUCGAUGAUACUCAUUUAUCCUACAUAUAUACUACUGUUUCUAAUACAUUUUCAACUACUAGUGGAUGCAUA